Trichoderma breve is the source of this 1791-nucleotide messenger RNA. RefSeq lists its product as uncharacterized. The transcript is spliced from 3 exons. The record is from RefSeq and is a predicted model, not a curated record. Bases 1 to 1791 code for a protein of 596 amino acids. Lineage: Eukaryota; Fungi; Ascomycota; Sordariomycetes; Hypocreales; Hypocreaceae.
AUGCGAGUGGCGACUUCAUCCUUUUACACCACAGCGGAGGCCACAUCAACUGGCUACAUCGUCCCUCGCAGAAUUGUUCCUUGGGAUGCCUUCGCGGCAAAGCAGGAAGAGAUCUGGAAUGAUCUAUCGACUGGCAAUUUCUUUCACUCUCGGGCACAAUUUCCAUCGGAACAUCAAAUAGACUACGUGAAAUCUUGCAUCAAACCAAUUAGAAGCGAGUUUGGUCUACAGAGUUUCGAGCGGGCGGCUGUUGAGAGCGUCGUUGAAAUUUUGUUCAAGCGCGCAUGGGAGGAUUCGCAACUGCAAAGCAACCUCAACCUGCAAGGGGCCGUGUCAUUCGAAAGUCGAACAAAUCUCGAGGAGGAGGCCCGCUUGGAAGCGUCCAAAACACCUAAAGCACGGCGCAAGUCGAGGGGGAAGGGCAACAGGGCCGAUGAAUUUCUGGUUUUCAAGACCUCAGACGGCGCCCAGACUCCUGUGGCGGCUAUAGAGUAUAAGCUACCAUACAAGCUGAGCAUCGACCAGCUAGUAACAGGCCUUUCCUCGGAAAUCUGGCCGGAGCGCGAUAUCAUCAAUACGGAUGGCGACGAUUUCGUUUCGACAUCAAGGCGGCUCGCUGCCGCCGUUAUCACGCAACUGUUCUCUUAUAUGAUUGGCAAGGGUCUCCAAUACGGCUAUGUGUGUACAGGACAGGCCUUUGUCUUCCUCCACAUUCCCGAUGACCCUUCUGUGGUAUUCUUUUCCGUAUGCGUUCCAAGUAUGGACGUAAUGGAGAAUGACGACACAAGACUCCAUCGCACGGCUGUCGCCCAAGUCUUCGCCUUUCUUCUACAAGCCAUACGUGCAGAACCGCCACCGGAGGCCUGGCAUGAUGAAGCUGAAAAGCUUGGUCUUUGGGAUGUCGAAUACGAUGACCUUCUUGCGAAAAUUCCCCUCGCGGACCGCAAGCACAAUUAUCCCCUGACUGCUCCCCACCGGCCCCAGCGUUGGGAAGGUUUCAAACGGUCUCCUCUUCGGACCUCGUCGCUCUCGCGUUGCCGACAGCCGGAUCUUAGCACAAAACUUCCGGCAGACGAGGACUCUCUUUCGCCUUUUCCAAAUGCUUCUCGUGCCGAUAGGAAUGUAGCCGCGGCAGAGAAUCCAGGAACUGGCAAAACGAGCCGGCCAUUUUGCUCUCAACAAUGCCUCCUUGGCUUGGCACUCGGGAAAGACGUAGAUAGGAGUUGUCCUAACGCGGAAUACCACGGACAGAAGCACAUUGACCGGCUUGAGUUUCUACACCUUAUUAGAGCACAACUUGCUGUGGACCGCGGUCGCGACGCUGAUUGCAUGCCGUUACACCGGUCUGGAUCGCGUGGCUCGCUCUUCAAGCUGCGCCUAUUAUCACACGGCUAUACACUCGUCGCCAAGGGGAUGGAGGGUCUCGACCUAGCCCAUCUGCAACAUGAGAACGAAAUCUAUGGCCGCCUUCUCGAAAUCCAGAGCAUAUAUGUUCCUCAUUUCUUGUUUCUCGGCUGGGCUGGGCGGCCUCUCUCCGAAUAUAAAAACCGAUUCAGCAACCUCAACAUGACGGAUGCAAUCACAAGGAUUCUCAAGGCGAUACACAAACUGGGGGUUCUCCAUCGCGAUGCGGAGCUGCGCAACAUACUAUAUGAUGAACAUAGCGAUACUCUCAUGGUUGUCGACUUCGAGCGUUCAGUAUAUUGGGAGAUAUCAGAAGCUGACUUUGCAUCUGAGCUUGAAUGGGCUGUGCAUAUGGUCUCAAAAUACGUCUCGAACUUGAAGACCUAA